UAACACCGUCUCACCUGCAGAUAAGUGUGUACCUCUUAUUUCUUAUCAAAUUCUAUAUCUCUUUUGUGUAAAUACAAUUCUGUUCCAGUCACACCUGCCAUCUCAGGUCUUUUAACCUUGAUUCCGUUCGUUAGUACUUGCUCGUUAGGCAGAGUACGAUUAAGGCCAUAAGCGGUGAAGAAGUUUUGUAAGAGUGGUUAUUGUUAGGUCGAAGUUAAUCCAAGUCUAACACUUACAAGUGGUGAGCCCGUGUUUUUCACCGUUUGCCUACUUAGUAGCCUAACGUGUAAAUAGUCCUUUUUCAUAUUGGCAAUUUGUUUUUCACACAGAGUUAUAAAAUUUUACUUGCCUUGUUUUUACUCAUAUUUUUUUUGUUAUCAUAUUUGUUAUCAUUUUAUUAAUAUAUCGUCCCGUGUGCAGAAUGGCCGACAACAGUUCCGCCUCAGAAAUGGCUAUCACCUUGCAACUCCCUACCUUCUGGACUCAUCAUCCUGUUGCAUGGUUCGACCACAUCGAAGCUAUGUUCGCCCUACGAAAUAUACACUCACAAGAGACUAAGGUGAACCUGGUUACCGUAAGUCUUCCUGAGAACGUCAUGGAAGAAGUAUCUGAUGUCCUCGCGGAUCGAUCCCCGGGCUUGUACGAGCGUCUCAAGCAGGCGCUUAUUAAGCGCGUUGCACUUAACGACCAACAGAAAGUGCAGGAACUAUUCAGAGAUGUUCAGCUGGGUGAUAGAAAACCCACCCAACUGUUACGUCAAAUGAGACAGUUGGUGGCUGACUCCAAAAUAGACGAUGACUUCUUAAAACAGCUGUGGUUACAACGAUUACCACAGGCGAUUCAGACCAUUUUAGCUCCAAUCAACCAUUCCCCCUUAUCUGAACUAGCUGAAGCAGCCGAUAGAGUGGUAGAGACUGCUACAUCCAACACGAACAUUUCGGCUGCCGUUACCGCUAGUCCCACGCAGACUAAGAACUCCUUUGCCGGGGGGUCGUCAAACGUAGAUGUGGUGGCCCAUAUAACUAAGCUAUAUGAGGAGAUUUGUAAGUUAAGAAUCGAUAGGAGACCUAGAGGUCGCUCAAAUAGUCGCACCAGCUCGACUCGUGGUAGAUCUUCUUCACGAGCUGGCAGCAGGCGUUGUAGGCCUAAAAAUUCCCAACCUGGAGUGUGCUGGUAUCACCGGCGUUAUGGUGACAAGGCCCAGAAGUGUACUCGCCCGUGCAUCUUCGAUGUCCAGCAAUCGGGAAACCAGUAAGC
Molecule: messenger RNA, 1257 nt
Organism: Trichobilharzia szidati
Lineage: Eukaryota; Metazoa; Platyhelminthes; Trematoda; Strigeidida; Schistosomatidae
Source: the annotation of a GenBank genome assembly